GAGAGGGCUGGGAUGAUGGGGGGGUUGACGAAGCUUAAUUAACCGUUACUCUCUCCUCUUGCUGUAGAAUGAAGAUGAGACGUCAUCGCAUUGUGUUGGUGCUGUUAAUGGCCGGCCUGUGUCUCAUCUCCUUCAUGCACUUCCUCAAGGCCUUGUCCUACAUCACCUUUUCCAGGGAGUUGUCCAGCUUCACGCCUUCGCUCCGCUCCAUCUUUGUGGACUCCCAGUUCCUGUGGAAGGAGAGCGUGGCCUUGCGAGAGGCCGAGACGGAGCCCGCCCCCCUCUCAGCCCUGCCCCCCUCGCCCCCGCCCGGCUCCGAGGAGCCCUACCGUGCCACGUUCCACAUGCGGGACGAGCGCACGGAGUACUUUGUCCGCACCAGGGCGGGGGCGGUCUGCUUCAAGCACGGCACCAAGCGGGAGGUGCGUUCGAUGACGGGCUCGGCGGAGGAGGGCAGGGGGCCUUCGAACAGGCAGCCCACACGCCGGGCGCAAGCCAGGCAAGGGCGGCGGAGGCGUUGGGUGGGGUGCGUGUGCAGGCCGGGCUGGCACGGGCCAAGCUGCGGGGUGCCCACCCUGGUGCAGUAUUCCAACCUGCCCACCAAGGACCGUCUGAGCCCCCGACGGGUGCCCAGGAGACUGAUCAACGCUAUCAACAUCAACCACGAGUUCGACCUGUUGAACGUCAGGUUCCACGAGCUGGGGGACGUGGUGGACGUCUUCAUGGUCUGCGAGUCCAACUUCACGGCCUAUGGCGACCCCAAACCCCUGCUUUUCCUGGAGAUGCUGAGGAACGGGACCUACGACCAGAUCCGGCACAAGGUCCUCUACGUGUUCCUCGACCACUUCCCGAGCGGCGGCCGGCAGGACGGCUGGAUCGCCGACGACUACCUCCGCACCUUCCUGACCCGGGACGGGCUGCGGAGGAUGGUGGGCGUGCGGGCGGACGAUAUCUUCGUCAUCAACGACGCCGACGAGAUCCCGGCCCGUGACGGCCUCCUCUUCCUCAAGCUCUUCGACGGCUGGACCGAACCCUUCGGCUUCCACCUGCGCAAGUCGCUCUACGGGUUCUUCUGGAAGCAGCCGGGGACGCUGGAGGUGGUGGCGGGCUGCACGGUUGGGAUGCUGAGGUCCGUGUACGAGGGAGACGGGAUCAAACUUCGGAGGCGGGAAUACUACCUGAUGCCCAGUUUCCGCCAAUACGAGAACGCAACGGGGCACAUUUUGGUACAAUGGUCUCUUGGCAGUGCCCUCCACUUUGCCGGUUGGCAUUGCUCCUGGUGCUUUACCCCCGAGGGCAUCAGGCACAAACUGGUGUCCGCCCAAAAUGGGGACUUCCCUCGCUGGGGGAACUAUCAGGAGAAACGGGAACUUAGUUACAUCCGGGAGCUGAUACAGACCGGUGGGUGGUUUGACGGUACUCUUCAAGAAUACCCCCCGGCUGACCCCAAAGAGCAGAUGUACGCACCCAAGUAUCUCCUCAAGAACUUUGACAAGUACCGUUAUAUCCUAGAGAACCCUUACAGGAACGAAGGAGCCGAGUCCAGAGACCUGAUGGCCUCCAACGGGAGUUCGCUCCUCACUCAGCUCCCGCCCCAAGUUCCGAUGGUGUGACCCAUCUGGAUGGCUGAGUGCUUGUCAUGAGACACCAGAAGU
This is a messenger RNA of Callorhinchus milii (elephant shark), 1655 nucleotides long. RefSeq names its product beta-1,4-mannosyl-glycoprotein 4-beta-N-acetylglucosaminyltransferase. The record is from RefSeq and is a predicted model, not a curated record. Gene Ontology annotation, molecular function: beta-1,4-mannosylglycoprotein 4-beta-N-acetylglucosaminyltransferase activity. Lineage: Eukaryota; Metazoa; Chordata; Chondrichthyes; Chimaeriformes; Callorhinchidae. Gene Ontology annotation, biological process: protein N-linked glycosylation; N-acetylglucosamine metabolic process. The transcript has a single exon. Gene Ontology annotation, cellular component: membrane. Bases 69 to 1613 code for a protein of 514 amino acids.